AUGGAUGAAGAAUAUCGUGUUUAUACAAGAAUCGAAGAUAUCACAGAGCAGGACGACAAAAACCUGGCAGGAGCAAAAAAGGAAAUUAGAAAUGAUCUAACAGUUAUAAUCCCCGAAAAUCCUUUCCCAGAUAUAGAAGUCGACGCCUAUCCACCCCUGAAGUUUUCAUGGGUUAUCCCAAAAAAACUAGCAGCUAUGGCCUUCCCUAGAAAUAAGGAGAAUUUGAAAUUCUUGGUAAAUCAAGGAAUUACGCAUCUGGUAACACUAACAGCUGGUAAAAAGCCUCCCGUGGACGAUGUAGCCAGAUUAAGGUGGUCAGAAGUACCCGUAGAAGAAUUUACGCCGCCGUCUUUAGAUCAAAUAAAAAAAUUCAUUGAUAUAUGUAAAAAGUCUGAUAAAAACGGAGAGGUCAUGGGCGUCCACUGUCGGCAAGGCCGGAGUCGAUCUGGCGUAAUGUUGGCAUGCUACCUCAUACACUUUCACAGGUUUGAGCCAGACCAGGCCAUGAACGUCAUCAGGAUGAUCAGACCAGGGUCAAUAGACUCCGAAGAGCAGGAGGAAGCAGUCGGAAGGUACUUCGAAUACCUCACAGAGGACAAUCCUCUGAAAUUCGGGGUGAGCAGUGAAGUAUUGGAGGAGUUUAUUCAAACAGCCCGGGACAGCACCAAGGCGCUGCUCAGUUAG
Molecule: messenger RNA, 684 nt
Organism: Arctia plantaginis
Lineage: Eukaryota; Metazoa; Arthropoda; Insecta; Lepidoptera; Erebidae
Source: the annotation of a GenBank genome assembly